Monopterus albus (swamp eel) is the source of this 1473-nucleotide messenger RNA. Its product is annotated as transmembrane protein 263. Bases 471 to 935 code for a protein of 154 amino acids. Lineage: Eukaryota; Metazoa; Chordata; Actinopteri; Synbranchiformes; Synbranchidae. The transcript is spliced from 4 exons. The record is from RefSeq and is a predicted model, not a curated record.
UAAUCUUGUAUUUAUUUAUUUUAAUCUCUUCACUUAUUUAUAUUGUAUUGGUAUACAGUAAUGAUCUGUUAUAAUGGACAUGAAUAUAGGCGCCUACUUAUUUUAUAAGUUUUACCUCAAAUAACCUUAAAAUGUUGCUUGGGUCUUUUUUAAGGAUUUGGUUGUUAUGCGAAUUUCAAUAGAGUCCUUAAUAUAUGUAGAGAGGGUAUCGUUGCGCCUUGCUGUGCGUCCAGUCUUGGCUCCGCAGUAUGUCUCUGUUCUGACAGUGUGCGGCCAAACGCCGUCAUCACAGCGACCAGCACACAGUAAACAACAGACGUCACUUCCGCAUUCAGGUUGACACCAAAACAACAGAAACAGGAGCGAUUUAAAAAGCCAUACGAACAAACAAUUCUGAGAAGCACUAACGGGAUGAAGCUGAAAGGUCACUGGUCUGAACUCUCAGAGGAGUGAACAGAGAAUGACAAAGAAUGAAAAGAAACGCAGUGUUUCUAGGCACAGCAAACGGGCAAAAGGGCAUGAAGGUGCUGACUUCACAGCAGGAGCUGGAGGAGGAGAGUAGCUCAUUUCUUGUUGAUCCCACCAACCAGCACAACUGUGAGGACAGAGAACCAGAGGAAGCUCCCCUCUACCUCCAAGAGGAACACACACAUGACACAGAUAAGGACCACCCCAGGCCAGAUGGAGGAGUCGUGUGGAGAGUGGGCGGUGGUCUGUUCAGCAUGACACGAAAUGUCGUUGGUGCAACUCUAGGGGGUGUUGCAUGGGUAGGAACUAAAAGUUUUGAACUCACCAAGACAGCUGUGACCAGUGUGCCGGCAGCCAGUGCAGGAUUGGUCAAAGGGAGCGUCUCUAUGGUAACAGGAGGUGUUGGAGCAGUAGGUUCUGUCAUGGCAAGUAAAGUCACACCAAGGAAGAAGGACAAAGCUGACUGAUGGACAGUGGGCUCUGUGUGUAUAUAUGUGUGCAAGUGUGGCAAGUGUGUGUGUGUGUAUAACGCAAAUGAGCAAAAUACCUGGGAGAUUCAGAGUGGAUUUUUCCCAUAGUUCUCUAGAUUGAAGCAGUAUAUUCACUCAUGCAGCUACAAAGACACAAAGAAAACAGCCACAUGUCAGUCAUUGUCCAUGGAAGACACAAGGGGGCAUGGGCAUCAGUGGUGCAAAGGUGAACAAGCACCAAUGAAACUGUCUUAUGGUGCAUUGGAGCAACACAUUAGGUAAUGCCACAGAAAACACCUGUCCAAUCAGAGCUGAGUAUGUAAAUAGUAAAACAUGCCCAGGUUGAAUGAGAAGUACAGACACUGUCUGCAUGUCUGAACACAUAGUAAUAUUUUAGCUAAACUUAGCAGAAUCCAACUAUUAACAUUAACAAAAUUUGGAGAAAUUUUAUCUUUGAGUUUAGAAUAAGGAUAAUCACCUUUAUUGGCCAAGUAUGUUACACACAAGGAAUUUGUUUCUGGUAGAGAACCGAUGG